This is a messenger RNA of Eucalyptus grandis, 698 nucleotides long. Its product is annotated as probable LRR receptor-like serine/threonine-protein kinase At3g47570. Gene Ontology annotation, biological process: protein phosphorylation. The coding region runs from base 135 to 698 and encodes 187 amino acids. NCBI's taxonomy places the organism in Eukaryota, Viridiplantae, Streptophyta, Magnoliopsida, Myrtales, Myrtaceae. Gene Ontology annotation, molecular function: protein kinase activity; ATP binding. The record is from RefSeq and is a predicted model, not a curated record. The transcript has 2 exons.
CUCAAAGGCGAAGUACCUGUACGUGUGAUAUUUGGAAACACUAGUGCCUUCGAAGUUGACAGCAACCCGAGCUAUGUGGGGGCAUACCUGAACUGCGUUUGCCUUCAUGUCCAGCAAAAUCGUUCCCGAGAUCGAUGAAGCAUAGACCUUCGAAGUGGGUGGUGGACAUAAUCAUUUGUGCUUCUUGUGCAGUGGCAUUACUGUCCUUAAUAUCUCUUUUCUGGUUGAGAAACUCGAAGAAGGAACAUCUGCCUGCCCGCUCCCUCGGCCAUUUUCACGAGAGAAUUUCGUAUGAUGCUCUAUUCAAAGCUACCGACGGGUUCUGUUCAAGCAAAUUGAUUGGUUCAGGUAGUUUUGGCAAUGUGUACAGAGGAACUCUUGGUCCCGACGGAAAAAUCGUGGCCAUCAAGGUUUUGAAUCUCCAGCAGAAAGGAGCUUUCAAGGGCUUCUUGGCCGAAUGCAAAGCACUCAGCAGCAUUCGGCAUCGUAACCUUGUUAAGAUCUUGACUGCUUGUUCGAGCAUCGACUCCCAUCGUAAUGAGUUCAAAGCCUUGGUAUACGAGUUCAUGGUAAACGGCAACUUGGACAUUUGGUUGCACCCAAACGACGAACACAUGCAAUUCAAACCUUUGAGCUUCCUGCAAAGAUUGAACAUCACAAUCGAUGUGGCCUUUCCUUUGGAUUAUCUUCUGAAAUAG